Auanema sp. JU1783 is the source of this 1455-nucleotide messenger RNA. The record is from the annotation of a GenBank genome assembly. Lineage: Eukaryota; Metazoa; Nematoda; Chromadorea; Rhabditida; Rhabditidae.
AUGCCAAAUAUAACAGUGAAAUGGGGCAAAGAGAAGCUCAGUGUGGACGUUGACAUUAAUGAAUCUCCAUUGGUUUUCAAGUCUCAGCUGUUUGCUCUAACCAGUGUUCCACCUGAUAGACAGAAGAUUGUUGUUAAGGGAAAAACCUUGUCCGAUAGUUCUUGGAAUGGAAUUACUUUAGCGCCAGGUACUAUGAUUAUGAUGAUGGGAAGUGCUGAAGCUGUUCUCGAAGCGCCAAAGGCCGAAACAAAUGAGAAUUCAUCUACUAUCCAAACUCCCGAUGGCUCCGAAAUUCGAUUGGUCAGGGGAAUAAAAAAUCUUGGAAACACUUGUUACAUGAACUCGGUCAUACAAAGUUUUCUGAACAUCAAAGAGGUUGGAAGUGCACUAGAGAGUUACUCAGCGAAAUCCAGAAGUUCAAUCUCAGAUGAAAUUACUCUGGCACUAAAGCAUUUGAAUGGAGAACUGAGAAGUUCAAGUCUCACAACUGCAGUGGCACCUCUAAACAUGCUCCAAAAUCUGCACCGAGCUAUGCCUCAGUUUUCUGAGAGAUCAAACUCGGGAAGUUUUGAACAACAAGAUGCUAAUGAAUGUUACGUUGAGUUGCAACGAUUGUGCCUGAAAGGGUUGAAAGAUUCUGGAAUCAACAUCGAAAAAUUCUUCAAAGGAAAAUUCAUUAUAUCUCAGAAGUGUUUGGAAGACGACAGUGAACCCGAACAAACUACUUCUGAAGAUUUUUUCCAGUUGUCUUGUUUUUUAUCAGCCCAAGUCAAAUAUUUGCAAUCAGGAAUCAAAGAGAAACUAACUGAGGAAAUUACCAAAAAUAGCACUACUCUCAGCAGAGAUGCAAAAUGGUCCAAAAAGGCAUUAAUCGAAAGAUUACCUGCCUAUUUAUCCAUUCAAAUGGUUCGAUUCUUCUAUAAAGAGUCUUCGAAGACCAGUGCAAAAAUUUUGAAAGAUGUCAAGUUCCCAAUGUCUCUGGAUAUGUAUGAUAUGUGCUCCCCAAGUUUGCAAGCCAAGCUACGUCCUCAACGAGAAGCCAUCAAGCUCGAAGAAGAUGCAAAGGUUGAGCAGAUGAGGCGUAUCAAAGUCGAUGAAAAAUCUAAAGUAGUGGAGAACGAAGAUUACGAUGAGCUCCCGUUUUCUUUCCCUGAAGACGAAGGUAGCAACAACAGUGGCUUUUAUGAACUACAGGCUGUUAUUACCCACAAAGGAAGAGCAUCAAACGGAGGUCAUUAUGUAGCCUGGAUUAAAGUUGAGAAUAAAUGGGUAGUUUGCGAUGAUGAAGAAGUGCAGGUGGUCACUCCUGAACAGGUGCUCAACUUAUCAGGAGGUGGUGAUUGGCACACUGCUUAUGUACUUGUCUAUGGUCCGCGUAUUGUACGCAAAUAUCAUGAUAUGUCAGAUUCAGAAAACACACCAAUUGCUGAACCAAAUGCAAUGAGCAUUGACUGA